Molecule: messenger RNA, 12646 nt
Organism: Mercenaria mercenaria
Lineage: Eukaryota; Metazoa; Mollusca; Bivalvia; Venerida; Veneridae
Product: prenylated Rab acceptor protein 1-like
Exons: 5
Coding region: 133-654 (173 amino acids)
Cellular component (GO): Golgi apparatus
Source: RefSeq, a predicted model, not a curated record
CUACGGAUUUGUGCGAGGAGUUCUGUUGAUUAGGAUGAAACCAAGGAAAUUUUAGGGAAAAAAUCUGUUUACUGAAUACAUCUGUACUAAAGCGUAUAAAUUUUCAAGAACCUUCCGUACUGGUACACUCCGAUGAGGGCUUCACCUAACAGAAUCAUGGCUCUUAGCUUGUCAAAUGCUACUGCUCGGGAAUGGUUUGCAAAGACGAGGGAUGGAAUUCGUCCAUGGGGAGAGUUCAUAAACACUGGAAGAUUUCAGACCCCAAAAUCUGUCGCUCCUAUGCCUAAAAGAAUUAUUAAAAAUAUUGAACAUUUUCAGAGCAACUACUUGUUUGUGUUCAUUGGCCUUGUUGUGUUCUGCAUAUUGACCUCUCCGAUGUUACUCAUUGCCAUAGCAGCUUGUCUAGGAGCGUGUUACAUAAUCAGCCUAAAGAACCGAGAUAACAAACUUAAAAUUAUGGGUCGAGAACUAAGUUUAGCUCAGCAGUAUGGCGCAGUUGGUUUAUGUUCAUUUCCCCUAUUCUGGUUGGCUGGUGCAGGAUCUGCAGUCUUCUGGGUUAUUGGUGCCUCAUUCUUCGUGAUUAUGUUACAUGCCUCAUUCUAUACUCCUGGAGAUGAAGGAGAACCAUUUGAUCUGGAAAUGGAACCAGUCUAAUGUUCAUAUUUAACAGUGACAUUGAAGUAACCUUGACCUUGCCUGAUGAAACAAUAAUGUUUUAAGAAGAGUGUAUUAUAUGUGGAUAUGUUUUUAAAGCAGCUCAUCUUCAGAUAAGUAACUGGAAAAUUACGAUGGCGUCAGUAAACAGAAGAGUUCAAAGUAUAGAUAUGUGGAUUUUCCAAUUCUGCUUGAUAAAUUAUAAAUCAUAAAUUUUCUUCAGUUACAAGUUUGCUUGUUACAUAAUAUGCUAUAUGUUGGAUUAGGUGUAAUAUUACCACAAUUAUAGUAAUAGAUCAGUCCUCUAUUAGUGGACCUGAAGUGGCAUUGUUCACAAACAAACAAGUCUGGUACACAACAGAAGACAAUAUUAAUUGCGAUUUAAAGGAAUUCAUAAUUUUUAAGAGAUGAAAUAUUACAAUGGUUACUCAUCAGGAGGAAUGCUGCUAUAAUAAGACUGUGAUUGUGGUAAUUGAGUGAUCAUUAUAUAACUGAAAUACAGAACAAUGUAUGUAAACUACAUUCAUACUCGAUUACUUAUUUAUUGAUGCAUUAAAGCUCACCUGAGAACAACUUGCUCAGGUUGAGCUAUUGUGAUCGCUCACCGUCCACUCUAGUAGUCCUCUACCAAGAUUGUUCAGAUUAUCCCCCUAGGGUCAAAUAUGGCCUGGGGUCACAUGGUUUGCGUAGACUUAAAACUUUGAAAAUCUUCUUGUCCAAAACCACAGGGACUAUGGCUUUGAUAUUUGGUAUGUAGCAUCAUCUAGAGGUCCUCUACCAAGAUUGUUCAAAUUAUCCCAACCUAGGGUCAAAUAUGAUCCGGCCCUAGGUGUCACAUGGGGUAUAUAGACUUGUAUAGGAAAAAACUUUGAAAAUCUUCUUGUCCAAAACCACAGGGCCUAGGGCUUUGAUGUUUUGUGUGUAACAUCAUCUAGUGGUUCUUUACCAAGAUUUUUCAAAUUAUCCCUCUAGGGUCAAAUAUGGCCCCGCCCUAGAGGUCACAUGGUUUAUAUAGACUUAUAUAAGAAAAACUUAGAAAAUCUUCUUGUAGAAAUUUGAACGACCUGUAUAAUUUUUGAUACAGAUUUCAGUGCUAAUCUUGAAUAGUCUAAUCUUGACCUACUGACCUACUUUCUUGAUUUGAAGGUACAGCAUUGAAGUUUGGACCACCUGUGUAACUUUCGAUACAGAUUUCAACACUUAUCUUUAAUAUUCUUAACCCUGACAUUCUUUUUAGCUCCACUAUUCAGAGAAUAGGGGGGGCUAUUCUACUCACCCCGACGUCGGCGUGUGCUUUCUUGGUUAAAGUUUUUCGGCAACCUUUGUUUUUCUGUCAUAUCUUUGUUACUGUUGCUUAUAUCUUACUGUUACUUCACAUAAUCAUUGUCCAGCAUACAAACAAAGUAUGUGCAGGGGCUGGGCCCAUUAUACGUAAGGUCAAGGUCACCAAGGUGUUAUACUUUGGUUAUUUUUAAGGUUACAGUUUUUCGGCAACCUUUGUUUUUCUGUCAUAACUUUGUUACUAUUGCUUAAAUCUUACUGUAAGUUCACAUAAACAUUGUCCAGCAUACAAACAAAGUAUGUGCAGGGGCUGGGCCUAUUAUACCCAAGGUCAAGGUCACCAAGGUGUUAUACUUAGGUUAUUUUUAAAGUUAAAGUUUUUCGGCAACCUUUGUUUUUCUGUCAUAUCUUUGAUACUAUUGCUUAUAUCUUACUGUAAGUUCACAUAAACAUUGUCCAGCAUACAAACAAAAUAUGUGCAGGGGCUGGCCCAUUGUACCCAAGGUCAAGGUCACCAAGUUGUUAUACUUGGAAUUUGUCAUGUUAAAUUUUUUCGAAAGCUUUGUUUAUAGACGUAUCUUUGGUACUUUUAAAAGAUAAUGACUUGGAAUUAAAAUUUUUUCUUUAUAAUCAUCAUUUACAUGUGUGGUUACAAUCCCUAUAACUCUAAUUGUAUUUUUGACAGAAUUAUGCCCCUUUCAUAUUUAAAGUUUUUUCACAAACUUCGUUUUCUUGAUAAUAUAAGAUAAAAGCUUGAAACUUAUAAUGUAUCUUUAUCAUCAUCAUCUGCAUGUGUGGUAACAGUCCCCAUAACUCUUGAUUUGUAUUUUUGACCAAAUUAUGCUCCUUCCAUACUUAAAUUUUUGACAAACUUCGUUUUCUGGACAUAACUUUGGUAUUAUAUAAGAUAAUGACUUGAAACUCCCCUAACAAUCCCAGUAACUCUGAUUUGUGUUCUUAACAGAAUUAUUGGUGUAUCUUCCUGUUAAAGUAGAGGUCUCUUAUUGAGACAUAUAUUCAUUUUACAGUAAAAUCGCAGAAUAGUGGAUUGCGCUGUCUUACGGACAGCUCUUGUUUCAGGUGAGUUUUUGUGAUAGCUCAAUAUCCGUCGUCUUGUCGUCUGUCUGUCAACAUUUAGCUUGUGUAUGUGAUAGAGGCUAUAUUUUUCAGCUGAUCUUCAUGAAAUUUUGUCAGAAUGAUAUCCUUGAUGAAAUCUAGGCCAAGUUCGAAAAUGGGUCAUCUGGGAUCAAAAACUAGGUCACUAGGUCAGAUCAAAGAAAAACCUUGUGUAUGCGAUAGAAGCUGUAUUUUUCAAUUGAUCUUCAUGAAUUUUAUUCAGAAUGAUUGCCUCUAUGAAUUCUAGGUCAAGUUCGAAUAUGGGUUAUCUUGGGUCAAAAACUAGGUCACUAGGUCAUAUCAAAGAAAAAGCUUGUGUAUGCAAUAUGGACUGCAUUUUAUACCAAAUCUUCAUGAAAUUUGAUCAGAAUGUUUGUCUUGAUGAAAUCUAGGUCAAAUUUGAAUGUGGGUCAUCUGGGGUCAAAAACUAGGUCACCUGGUCAAAUUAAAGAAAAACCUUGUGUACGCCAUAGGGGCUGCAUUUUACACUGGAUAUUCAUAAAAUUUAGUCAGAAUGAUUGCCUUGAUGAAAUCCAGGAGGAUUUCGAAUAUGGGUCAUCUGGGAUCAAAAACUAGGUCAAAUCAAAGAAAAACCUUUUGUAUGCAAUAGAGACUGUAUUUUUCAACUGAUCUUCAUGAAAUUUUGUCGGAAUGAUUACCUUGAUGAAAUCUAGGCCAAGUUUGAAAAUGGGUCAUCUGGAUUCAAAAACUAGGUCACUAGGUAAAAUGAAACAAAAACCAUGUGUAUGUGAUAGAGGCUGUAUUUUUCAUUUGAUCUUCAUGAAUGUUGGUCAGUAUGAUUGCCUUGAUGAAAUGUAGGUCAAGUUCGAAUAUGGGUCAUCUUGGGUCAAAAACUAGCUCACUAGGUCAAAUCAAAGAAAAACCUUGUGUAUGCAAUAGGGGCUGCAUUUUACACUGGAUUUUCGUGAAAUUUGAUCAGAAUGUUUGUUUGGAUGAAAUCAAGGUCGAGUUUGAAUAUGGGUCAAAAACUAGGUCACCCGGUCAAAUUAAAAUUCAAAUAUGGGCCAUCUGGGAAACAUGUUUACACUGUUAUGAUGUGUUUCUCAGGUGAGUGACCUAGGGCCAUCUUGGCCCUCUUGUUUUUUGAAGCUACAGCAAAGAGAUCUGGACCAUCUGUAUAAUUUCUUUACAGAUUUCAGUAGUUAUCUUGAAAAAUCCUUACCAUAAUCUUUGUUUUUGAAGCUUUAGCAAAGAAAUUUGUUUAAGCAAGCAACUAAACUCAGGUGAGCGAAAGAAGACCAUCAUGGCCCUCUUGUUUACAGUUACGCUGUAUUUGAAUGAAAAAAUACUGUUAUUGAUUAUCUAUAGAGGAUAUUUCUAUGUUUGCACAUGUUACAAACAUGUAGCUAUACUUACAUAGAAACUGAAGCUAAUCAUGCAUUUACAUAAAAAUGAACAGUGUUAACUUGACUGGAAAGUUUGUUAAUAAGUAAGAAUUGAUCUUGCUCAGUUCUUUUUAAUUAUACUCCUACAGUUUGGUUUUGCUGACCAUGAAUAUUUAGAAAGGUAACAUGUUAUGGACAAAAUGUAUUGAUUUACAAUUGCUUUUUUGACUGCUUAGUGUCUGUCGUCCGCCGUGCAUCCAUCAACAAUUUCUUAAAAAAAUCUUCUUUUUCAAAACCACUCUGCAGAUUUACAUCAAACUUAACAGUAAUGAUUCUCGGGUGGCCGCCUUUCAAAAUUGUUCAAAGAAUUGAAUUCCACACAGAACUCUUGUUGCCAGUUGCUUGUAACAGAAAGGAAAAACUUUAAGAUCUUCUUGUCCAAAACCGCAAGGCAUAGAGCCUCAAUUAUUGGCAUGUGACAUCAUCUAAUGGUCCUUUAUAAAGAUUGUUCAAAUUAUGUCCCUGGGGUGAAAAGAGGCCCCAACCCUGGUGUCCCAAAUUUUACAUAGACAUAUAUAGGAAAAAAGUUUUAAAAUCUUCUUGUCUGAAACCACAAGACCUAGGCCUUGAUAAUUGAUAUGUAGCAUUGCCUUAUGAUCCUCUACCAAGAUUAUUCUAAUUGUUACCCUGGGGUGAAAAGAGGCCCUGUCCCGGGUCAUAGACUUAUAUAACAAAAAACUUUAAAAAUCUUCUUUUCUGAAACUGCUAGACCUAGGCUUUUGAUAAUUGGUAUGUUGCAUUUGCCUAGUGGUCCACUACUGAAAUUGUUCAAAUUAUGCCCCUGGGAUGAAAAGAGGCCCUAGCCUUUGUGUCCCAAGUUUUACAUAGACUUAUAUAGGAAAAAAGUUAAAAAAAAAUCUUCUUGUUUGAAAGUUUAAGACCUAGGCCUUUGACAUUUGAUAUGUAGCAUUGUCUAGUUGUUCUCUAACAAGAUUAUUCAAAUUAUGCCCCUGGGGUGAAAAGGGGUCACUUAUAUAUGAGUUAAAUAGGAAAAAAUAAUUCAAAAAUUAUCUGAUCAUAUUUCGUAGACUGUUUAAUUACAAUUACCUGAUGACCCCAAGUAAUUAGGGGUCACUUGACUGUGACCUUGACUUACUGACCUACUUUCUUGUUUUUAGCUCACCUGAGCCAAAGGCUCAUGGUGAGCUAUUGUGACCGCUCAAUGUCCGUCGUGCGUCGUGUGUCCAUCAACAUUUUCUAAAAAAAUCUUGAAAACCACUGGGCAGAAUUACACCAAACUUCACAAGAAUGAUCCUUGGGUGGCCCCCUUUCAAAAUUAUUCAAAGAAAUGAAUUCCAUGCAGAACUCUGGUUGCCAUGGCAACCGAAAUGAAAAACUUUAAAAAUCUUCUUCUCAAAAACCAGAAGCCCUAGAGCUUAGAUAUUUGGUAUGAAGCAUUGCCUAGUGGACCUCUAGCAGAUUUGUUCAAAUCAUGACCCCGGGAUCAAAAUUGACCCCGCCCCAGGGGUCACUUGAUUUUACAUAGGAAAAUCUUAAAAAAUCUUCUUCUCAAAAACCAGAAGCCCUAGAGCUUAGAUAUUUGACAUGUAGCAUUGCCUAGUGGACCUCUACUAAAAUUGUUCAAAUCAUGACCCCGGGAUCAAAAUUGACCCCGCCCCAGGGGUCACUUGAUUUUACAUAGGAAAAUUUUAAAAAAUCUUCUUCUCAAAAACCAGAAGCCCUAGAGCUUAGAUAUUUGACAUGUAGCAUUGCCUAGUGGACCUCUACUAAAUUUGUUCAAAUCAUGACCCCCAGGGUCAAAAUUGACCCAGCCCCAGGGUCACUUUAUUUUACAUAGGAAAAUCUUCAAAAAUUUUCUAAAAAUAAACCAGAAGCCUCUAGAGCUUAGAUAUUUCAAAUGUAGCAUUGCCUAGUGGACCUCUACAAAAUUUGUUCAAAUCAUGACCCCCGGGGUCAAAAUUGACCCAGCCCCAGGGUCACUUUAUUUUACAUAGGAAAAUCUUCAAAAAUUUUCUAAAAAUAAACCAGAAGCCUCUAGAGCUUAGAUAUUUCAAAUGUAGCAUUGCCUUAUGAUCCUCUACCAAGAUUAUUCUAAUUGUUACCCUGGGGUGAAAAGAGGCCCUGUCCCGGGUCAUAGACUUAUAUAACAAAAAACUUUAAAAAUCUUCUUUUCUGAAACUGCUAGACCUAGGCUUUUGAUAAUUGGUAUGUUGCAUUUGCCUAGUGGUCCACUACUGAAAUUGUUCAAAUUAUGCCCCUGGGAUGAAAAGAGGCCCUAGCCUUUGUGUCCCAAGUUUUACAUAGACUUAUAUAGGAAAAAAGUUAAAAAAAAAUCUUCUUGUUUGAAAGUUUAAGACCUAGGCCUUUGACAUUUGAUAUGUAGCAUUGUCUAGUUGUUCUCUAACAAGAUUAUUCAAAUUAUGCCCCUGGGGUGAAAAGGGGUCACUUAUAUAUGAGUUAAAUAGGAAAAAAUAAUUCAAAAAUUAUCUGAUCAUAUUUCGUAGACUGUUUAAUUACAAUUACCUGAUGACCCCAAGUAAUUAGGGGUCACUUGACUGUGACCUUGACUUACUGACCUACUUUCUUGUUUUUAGCUCACCUGAGCCAAAGGCUCAUGGUGAGCUAUUGUGACCGCUCAAUGUCCGUCGUGCGUCGUGUGUCCAUCAACAUUUUCUAAAAAAAUCUUGAAAACCACUGGGCAGAAUUACACCAAACUUCACAAGAAUGAUCCUUGGGUGGCCCCCUUUCAAAAUUAUUCAAAGAAAUGAAUUCCAUGCAGAACUCUGGUUGCCAUGGCAACCGAAAUGAAAAACUUUAAAAAUCUUCUUCUCAAAAACCAGAAGCCCUAGAGCUUAGAUAUUUGGUAUGAAGCAUUGCCUAGUGGACCUCUAGCAGAUUUGUUCAAAUCAUGACCCCGGGAUCAAAAUUGACCCCGCCCCAGGGGUCACUUGAUUUUACAUAGGAAAAUCUUAAAAAAUCUUCUUCUCAAAAACCAGAAGCCCUAGAGCUUAGAUAUUUGACAUGUAGCAUUGCCUAGUGGACCUCUACUAAAAUUGUUCAAAUCAUGACCCCGGGAUCAAAAUUGACCCCGCCCCAGGGGUCACUUGAUUUUUACAUAGGAAAAUUUUAAAAAAAAUCUUCUUCUCAAAAACCAGAAGCCCUAGAGCUAAGAUAUUUGACAUGUAGCAUUGCCUAGUGGACCUCUACUAAAUUUGUUCAAAUCAUGACCCCCAGGGUCAAAAUUGACCCAGCCCCAGGGUCACUUUAUUUUACAUAGGAAAAUCUUCAAAAAUUUUCUAAAAAUAAACCAGAAGCCUCUAGAGCUUAGAUAUUUCAAAUGUAGCAUUGCCUAGUGGACCUCUACAAAAUUUGUUCAAAUCAUGACCCCCGGGGUCAAAAUUGACCCAGCCCCAGGGUCACUUUAUUUUACAUAGGAAAAUCUUCAAAAAAUUUCUAAAAAUAAACCAGAAGGCAUAGAGCUUAGAUAUUUCACAUGUAGCAUUGCAUAGUGGACCUCUACAAAAUUUGUUCAAACAUGAACCCCGGGGUCACUUGAUUUCACAUAGGAAAAUCUUCAAAAAAUUUCUAAAAAUAAACCAGAAGGCCUAGAUCUUAGAUAUUUGACAUGUAGCAUUGCCUAAUAGACUUCUACAAAAUUUGUUCAAAUCAUGACCCCCGGGGUCAAAAUUGACCCUGCCCCAGGGGUCACUUGAUUUUACAUAGGAAAAUCUUCAAAUAUUUUCUAAAAAUAAACCAGAAGGCCUAGAUCUUAGAUAUUUGACUUGUAGCAUUGCCUAGUAGACUUCUACAAAAUUCGUUCAAAUCAUGACCCCCGGGGUCAAAAUUGACCCCGCCCCAUGGGGUUACUUGAUUGUACAUAGAAAAAUCUUCAAAAUUUUCUAAAAUUAAACCAGAAGGCCUAGAGCUUAGAUAUUUGACAUGUAGCAUUGCCUAGUGGGCCUGUACAAAAUUUGUUCAAAUCUUGACCCCCCUGGGUUAAAUUGACCCAGCCCCAGGGUAUACUUGAUUGUACAUAGGGAAAUCUUCAUAAAUUUGCUAAAAAUAAACCAGAAGGCUUAGAUCUUAGAUAUUUGAUAUGUAACAUUGCCUAGUAGACUUCUACAAACUUUGUUCAAAUCAUGACCCCUGGGGUAAAAUUGGCCCCCCGCCCCAGGGGUUACUUGAUUGUACAUUGAAAAAUUUUCCAAAAAAUUUCUAAAAAUCAUCAGUUUGACAUUUGAAACAUGUAGCUCAUAUUACUCAGGUGAGCGAUCCAGGGUCAUCAUGACCCUCUUGUUUAAGGUACAGCUGAAAUUUGGAUGACACAUACAGUUUUGCACACUGAUCUUUACACUGACUUUCAGUGACCAUGAAUGUGACCUACUGACUUACUUUCUUAAUAUUUUAGCGUCAGUUUGACAUUUGCAACAUGUAGCUUAUAUUACUCAGGUGAGCGAUCCAGGGUCAUCAUGACCCUCUUGUUUGAAGUUUUGACUUUAGAAUAAAUUUUGUGAAGUCUUAACAUAAUUUUUAAGUGGUCAGAUUAUUCUACAUAUUAUGCACAGGGGCUAUCAUCCUUUCUCCUCUAUUUUUCUAAUCAGACUAUAAUUUAUUAGAAAAUUACCAUUUUUCAGGAGUCAUUAUUUUUCAUAACCCUUUGGUGGCAUGUUGUGGAAAAAUGUCCCCUAAAACUAAAACCAGGCAGUAUGACAAAAAUCGAUGUGUUAGGCUUGCAAAAAUAUGGGCAUUAGAUAUUGAAUAUUCUUGGAUGGUGGGGGAGGAGGGGAGUUUUGUCUGUGAUACUUGUCAGUGCAAGAAUACCAUAUGUACGAUUGUCUUUGCAAUACAUAUUUACAGAUCUGAAUGCUGGAAUUUAAAUUUCAAAGAAGGAACUGAAGAUAUUGUUGUAUACCCAAUGACAAAAAUUGGAGUAAACAUUGAUAUGAGUUACCUUCUGACUCAUUUCAAAUAAAGCUUCACUUUUAUUCAAAGCAAAGGCAAUUAGUGAUUAUGGUAUGGCCAAAUCAAUAUUGCUAUAUUUGAUAACUAUGUUGAUUUUAACCAGAACAUUGAAAUAAGCUGUCAUUUCUCAAAUGUUUGCUUAAAGUAGCAAAUUUUUUUCUACUCUAAGAAAACUAAGGCCUCUGAUAUUAAUGAAGAAUCUCUACACUGUUUUCCCCCAAGUUGCCCAUGUUUGUGAGUCACUGUUUUGUAAAUAAUAUCAGAAAUGAUAUGUGGGUUGAUUAUGUUGAAAUUGCAUAUACUGUGAAAUCAUUUUUAUUGGAGUAGGACGAAUUUUUGCAUAUUACUCGCUAGGAAGGAUUCACAAAUUUAAGACCAUGCCAUCUUUUAUCAAAUACGAUUAAACUAAAAAUUUAUCCGCUAUAAAAAGACAUAAAAUAGUUAUCGAAAUUUAUUUCCUAUCAGAAAUAUAUGUAUAUUUUACAUGCUUGUAUUUCAAUAUUUCUCAAAAUAUCACAGUUUAUCUGCAGUUAAUAAAAGGUUGUCAUGAUAGAAUUUUUUUUUUUUCUACAAAAAUUAAAGAUGUAAACUUAUUUAAUUAAUAACAUUAAUCAUGUGUUAAUUAGUUACAUGUAUAUUUGGCUUACCAUUUUUCUUUGUGAAUACUUCAGAUACUAGUGCUAGUGUAAUGUUGUUAACAUCCUCUUACAAAGGCUAAAAAGUAUAUAAUAUGUAUAGUGAUUAUUCACAUGUGCUUUUGUUGUUUCCAGAGUAAUUGGACACAAGCUACUCAUAAAAAGACUUCAGUGAUCUCUUUUAUUUAAAAUGAUCCUUUGAUAUUUUGUCACAAUUUAGGUAACCAUAGUAUCAGUUAACUGAAAUUACCAGUUAGACUGUUAUUACAUUUAUUCAGCAGGGUUAUUAAAAUGACCGCUUUAAUUGACGGGUAUACAAUAUAAUGGUACAUGAUAAUGACACAUGAGGUACUGGUGACUUUAUUUUUAGCCCACCAUAACUUUGUUCAGGGUGAGCUAUUAGUAUAGGUGGAUGGUCCAGCAUCCGUUGUCUUGUGUCAACAUUUUAUACUUAAACAUCUUCUCCUCUGAAACUACUGGUCAGAAUUACACCAAACUUGGUCAGUAACAUCCUGACAUGGACCUUUAUCAAGUUUGUUCAAAUGGUUCACCUUGGCCCAUUUUAGGGGCCACCAGAGCUAAAAAUAGAAAAACCUUAAAAGAACUUCUUCUAAUGAACUGCAUGAUGGAUUUUUACCAAACUUGGUCCGUAGCAUCAUUAUAAGGCCAUCUUAAGGACCACGGCAGCUAAAAAUAGAAGAAACCUUUAAAAGUCUUCUUCUCAGGAACCACUCAAUGGAUCUUCAUUUGACUUGGUCUGUAGCAUCGUUAUAAGGUCCCCUACCAAUUUUUUACAUAUCGAGGGUUCAACGCAAUAAGGGCGUUAUCUACAUAUGAUUAUUAUAUGUAGAUACGCCCUUAUUGCAUUGAACCCUCGAUAUGGGGGCACUUGGCCCCUUUUAGGAGCCACUAGAGCUAAAGUUAAAAUACCUUUUAAUAAGUUCUUCUCAUGAACUGCUGGAUGAAUCUUCAUCAAACAUGGUUUAUAGCACCAUUAUAAGGUCCUUUCCCAAUUUUGUUCCAAUAUGGACGAUUGGCCCCUUUUAGGGGCUACUAGAGCUAAAAUUAGAAUUGCCUUUAAAUGACUCCUUCUCAUGAACCACUUGAUGGAUCUUAAUCAAACUUUAUUUGUAGCAUCAUUAUAAUGUCCUUCAUCAACAUUGUUCAGUUUGGGGCACUUGGUCAAUUUUAGGGGCUGCUCGAGUUAAAAAUAGAAAUACCUUGAAACAACUUCUCAUGAACCGCUUGAUGGAUCUUCAUCAAACCUGGUCUAGAGGAUCAUUAUAAGGUCCUUUCUCAAAUUUGUUCAAUGUAGGGAGGGGUGGGGGGGCACUUAGCCCCAUUUCUGGGCCACUUGAACUAAAAAUAGAAAUACCUUUGAAAGACUUUUUCUCAUGCACUGCUGAAUGGAUCUUCGUCAAACUUGGCCUGUAGUGGCAUUAGAGUGUCCUCCCCCAGUUUAUUCCAAUGGGAGCAGUUGGCCUCUCUUUAGGUGCUGUUAGAGUUAAAAAUAAAAAUAUCUUUAACAGCUACUCAGGAACUGCUCAGUGGAGUUUCAACAAACUUGGUGUUUAGUAUCAUUAUAAGGUCCUCUCCAGUAUUUGUUAAAUUUUGUGCACCUGGCCCCUUUUAGGGGGCACUAAUAUUAAAACAAGAAAUGCCUUUAAAUGACUUCUUCUCAUGAGCUGCUUGAUGGAUCUUCUUCAAAAUCAUUUGUAGCAUCAUUAUGAGGUCCUCAAUUGGAGACACUUGGCCCAUUUUAGGGGCUGCUGGAGUUAAAAAUAUUUUAACUAACUUCUUAUCAACUACUGGAUGGGUCGUCAUUAAACCUUGUCUGGAGCAUCAUUAUAAGGUCCUUUACCAUAUUUGUUUAGUUGAGGGCACUUGGCCCCUUUUUUGGGGCCACUAGAGCUUAAAAUGAAAAUACCUUUAAAGUGCUUCUUCUCAUGAACGGCUUGAUGGAUCUUUGUCAGACUUAGUCUGUAACAUCAUUAUUAAGGUCUUAUGUCAGAUUUGUUAAAAUGGGGGCACUUUACGUGGCCACUAUAGUUAAAAUAGAAAUACCUUUAAAUGAUUUCUUCUGAUUACUGGUAUGUGUUUUUGGUGCAUGACAGCAAAUAUAGAAAAAAUUCAAAUAACUUUAGUUUUAAUGAACAGCUUAUAGGAUAGUUAGAAGCAAAGUCAGAUGGUUAAUGUUUUCUUCAAGUAGCGACUUAGGCCCAUUUGAGCCUCUUGUGUUAUUUUGAAAUUUAAAAUGUGCUAAUUUAAUUCCAUGCGAAACUGUCUUGUUUGCUGUUCCAAAUGCAAAUUCAAAUGACUUCACAGUAUAUAUGAUGUAUGAAAUUAUUUUUAUAUGCUAUUUGAUCAGUUUGAUUUAUAGAAAUGUGAUAGUUAGUUGUUUUGAUUAAUUUAUGAUAUAUUUAUAUAUCUUACUUACCAUAUUAAUUUAAAAUAUAGAUUGUAGAAAGUGGAAAUGUUAACUUAAACUGAAAUAGAGAUCUACUUUUUAAAAUGCUCACUUUCAUAACUGUGAUUGAAGCAUAUGACAUAAUAAUUAAAUUUUGAUGGAGGAUCUAGCUCUUUAAGUCACUCUUACUUGCAUAGGAACUUUCAAAAUAAAAGUAAAAUAUU